CCAAAUUCAGACACAAUGGCUUCAAGAAAACCUGUUAAUCGCCCAUCCGUAAGGCACCCGAGUCACAACCAUCCGCUGCGUGUCUUUAAAGCUCGAGACAAAGAUGAGGUCGUCUGCUCUGGCUGCGAGCUAGAGUUAACCGGACAAGCAUUCAAGUGCAUGAAGUCAGAUUGUGAUUACUUCUUGCACAAGUCAUGUUUCGACCUACCUCGUGAAACCAAUCACAAGUCACACCCAAACCACUCUUUGACCCUGCUUCAUUCCCCACCAUAUGGUCAGUCUUACACGUGCGACGCAUGCGGUGAGUACGGAUCUGGAUUCACUUACAAUUGUUCUGAAUGUCAAUAUGAUGUUCAUGUCGGAUGUGCUUUUAUCCCUGAGACCGUGGAGCGGGAAGAUCACGAACACCCACUCACACUUCUCUACAACACACCAUGCAAAGGUCGUGAGGACGGUGCUAAGUUCAUAUGUGAUGUUUGUGAAGAAGAUAUGUCAGAGAAUCUUUGGGUUUAUUACUGCAAAGAGUGUGAUUAUGGGACACAUGUACAUUCUUGCGCGGUGUAUGAAGAUGAUGAGCCAAAGAAAAGAGUAGGAGGUGGGGAAGAAGGAGAAGCGAGCUCUGCGGUUACAAGGAUGAAGUCGCUGAUGAAGGCUCAAGAUGAGAUGGCGGCGUUGCAGCUCGAGGCACGUAUUAGAAACGACACUAAUAAUGCUAUACUCGAUUUAUGGGAUAGUCCAAAGCGGAGAUAUUAUUGGUGAUCGAAUAAACGAGUGAUCAAUUUGAUACAAUGAUGAAGCUUGUGAUUGUUCUUUCCU
Messenger RNA from Arabidopsis lyrata subsp. lyrata, 816 nucleotides. RefSeq lists its product as uncharacterized. Bases 16 to 759 code for a protein of 247 amino acids. NCBI's taxonomy places the organism in Eukaryota, Viridiplantae, Streptophyta, Magnoliopsida, Brassicales, Brassicaceae. The record is from RefSeq and is a predicted model, not a curated record. The transcript has a single exon.